UUACUUCACACUGGUCCCAGUAGAGUCAGAAGAAUCAGCUGGCGGACAAGUAUGCGGACCUACAACGCUUUGAAAAUACGAAGUACUUUUGGCGAAUUCAUUUCCCUGAGAAGCCGGUGAAACUGAUACCUAUUGCAUGCAUCUGAAAGAGAGGGAAAACAGAGUAGAGAAAUGGCUAGCUGUCUUAAGAUGUCCGGUGCAAAAUCCUAUGGAAGCUGAAUCCCCACGGCCUUCUUGCCCGCUAGCCUGGUAACAGAAGCUUCGUCUGCCAGAAAAGUGGUAUUUCAUCUUCCCAAACAGAGCAAGCCCUUCGAAAGGAAUAGUCCCAAGUUGGCAACCAGCAGGUCCAAUUGCUCUGUUGCAGGAACUGCCUCCCUCAGUCCAGCCCCUGAGCUUGUAUACCCAUGGCCAUUUCUGCCUUGGCUGCCAGAGAGAUCAGAGCAUGCUCAACAAGCAGUUUUCGUCUUCCUUUCUUGGAUCAGAAAUAUCAACCCUGUGGAAUACCUUGCCAUGGGUCACAAUUUCUUUAGGUUAACCUUCAUGCAGCAGGUCACAUGCUCCCACCAUUGCAGGCUUGACCUGCCUUGCCUUCCCCAAGCCAAACUGUUGCUGCACUUUGCUGCCUGACUUUCUCCCACUCCCUGCCUCAAGCAAACACAGAUCCUUUGACUCCCUAUGCCUUGGCCCUUUGCUGUCCCUUCCCUCUCUGCUGGAGAGAGCCAUCAACAUCCCCUCAGUUUGUGCAUUAGACCUAAGGCAAGGCUAUGUGAGCAAAUAGUUUAUGACUAGUGUGAAGAUCCAGGCCCAGUGGUUAGCUUAUGGUUCAUCUUAUAAAAGACAGUCAAUUCGGUUAAUUCACUAAAACAUGAUUCUGUGUGGUAUCAGUAUAUUGUAAAAACACAGUUUUACAUCACUAGUGCUAAAUUUUUCUACAUUCAUGUUUGUUCUUUCCAAUUCAAAAGACAGAUGAAACCUUUCAGUAGCACACCUUGGGAUGAGUCAAACAAACUGCAGAGGUACAGUUGAGCCAAUUACAGCUGCCAAUACACUACUUUCUAUACAGUCACUAAAGAAUUUAAUUUUAUAUAUGAUAAAAUUCCUCUACAGCAACCUUUCAGUUGUUUAGGAAUUUGUAAAAUCUGCAUUUAAAUAUAUACACUAGUGACCCAUGACUUUUUCACCCUUUGCACAUGCUGGGUUUAGGAACUCAUCAUUACACAUAGCUGAAUGUGUGCUAAUAUCUACUACUAUUUAGAAUAUUUACAAACAAUGGUGAAUAUACAUGUCCCAGGAUAAUGUUGCAGGAUCCAAUCUGGGUCAGUCACCCGGACCAGAGAUUUGGUCUUCUGAGCUUUUGGACUCAUACUGGAGUCCAUCCUCAGGGAACAUCUCUCAAAGCACAUACUCUGCUAGAGAGAAGUUCCUUGAGGAUAGGCUCCAGUAUGAGUCCAAAAGCUCAGAAGACUUAAACCUCCGGUCCCAAUGACUGCUACGUACAUUUAAAACGAAACUAGAUUUGUUGAUUUAUUACAUAAUCUGAAACAUGCAUUCACUCUAAAUCUUGUGACUAACAGAGAACAAUCAUGAUUCCCACAGUAAUCCCCUGUGUCUUCAAGGAAGUACAACACGUUUUCUUGAGAUAACUAUCCAACAAUAGCAAAGGGGUAGUCAUUUAUGGUCUAGAUCUUGUUGAGCAACCAGCAUCUGUAAUGGAAUGAAUAGAGCAUAGAAAGUUUGCAGCUAUUCCAGCAUCUUCCAGGGUACCUUGCUGGUACUGUGCUUGCACAUUUGGAGAGUCAGUCUAGUUCAAAGCAUGACACAAAUUUAUCAAGGCUAAAAAUUAGCACUAUCCAUUUAUAAAUUUGAUAGAUGAGGGUGAAGAUUCAUUCUCCAAGCUUGUGGCUUGGUUUCCGAACCUUUCAUUACCAGGCUAGGUAACAUUUUCAGUGGAGUUUAGGGGAUGUUAGUGUCAGUGUUCUUCAGGUGUCAAAUAAGGGUCUUGUGAUGGGUCAGGUGUGAGUCAUCAGUGAGAGGCUUGUGAUGGGGAGGUUACAUCAGGUCAGGGUCAUUGGGAGAAGAACUGCUGGUGGGGGGGCUUAUAUGGGUUGAUUGAGGGUUGAUGUUGUCUGUGAUUGGCUGUGUGGUUGAUUUGGAUUCUGAGGGGUUUGUAGGCUAGUUGUAAGUCAAUGUGUCUGUUGAUGGAAUUGCUUGUAGAGUGCCAGGCUUCAAUGAAAUCAUGAGCAUGGCCAAUGAUUUUUGUGUUGCUCCAAUCGAACUGGUGUUGUUUGGUGUGAGUGUGGGUAGAGAUUAAGGAUUUGGGAUUGUGGUGUUUGACUGCCAGCCAGUGUUUGUGGAUUCUGUCUUUUAAUUGACAUGAUAUUUGUUCCACAUAGAAUUGUUGCAAUAGUUACUGUGAACAUUUAGUUCCCCACCCCCUUUGCCUUGCCCAUUUCAUAGAGCUAUGUAUUACAUCAGGAAAUGGUUUGGGGAGGAAAUAGCUUGCAGAACCUGUGAGGAACUCUUAUCAUAACAGUAAGGGUACGUUCAUAGAGGCAAUUUUCUCUUCAGAAGUUCCUGAGCCAAGGGCCUGCAGUCAACAUGAGAUAAAUCACAAAAUUGAUGGUUUCAGUUGAUUCAAAGGAUCUGAAUGGUAGGGAAGGAUGUCAGACCUUUCUCUGUCGGCUGAUAAUGUAAGCCAAGCUAUGGCGGAACUACCAGAUGCCUUUGAUUUCUCCUUGCGUGAUGAUGCCAGCUCUCUGGGCUCCGACUCUGAGCUGAAUGGCAUGGCUCCCUAUCGCAAGACGGAUCGCUUUGGCUUUAUUGGGGGCAGUAGCCUCCAGAAUGGUCAAGAUCAUCACCGCGUUGAGCUCAUCCGACACCGUGAAACCAAAUGGCUGGAAAUGACAGCUCACUGGGAGAAAACCAUGGCCCGGCGCUAUAGGAAGGUAAAGCUGCUGUGCCGAAAAGGAAUCCCUUCCUCUUUACGUGCACGUUGUUGGCCUCUGUUGUGUGGAGGACAGACCAAAAUGGAGAGGAGCCCUGGAAAGUACCAGGAAUUGCUUGAGGUACCUGGUGAUCCUCAGUGGGUGGAGACUAUCACAAAGGACAUUCACCGCCAAUUCCCUUUCCAUGAGAUGUUCCUGUCUCCUGAAGGUCCUGGACAGCAGGGGCUGUUGCAGCUGCUGAAAGCCUACACUGUCUAUCGGCCCCAAGAAGGUUAUUGUCAAGCUCAAGGACCAGUGGGUGCCUUGCUUCUCAUGCACAUGCCACCAGAGCAAGCUUUCUGGUGCCUGGUACAGAUCUGCGACCACUAUCUGCCUGGUUACUACAGCCCCGAAAUGGAGGCGCUGGUGCUAGACAGUGAAAUUUUUACGGCUCUCCUCCAUCGUGUGUGUCCCAAGGCCUUUAAGCACUUGCAGAAGCAUGGGGUGGGGCCUUUGAUGUACAUGCCUGAGUGGUUCCUGUGCCUCUUUGCCCGCACGCUGCCCUUCCCCACAGUGUUGAGAGUCUGGGACGCCUUCCUGAGUGAGGGGGUCAAGGUGUUGUUUCGUGUCGGUCUGCUGUUAGUCCGCCUAGCCCUGGGCUCCUCUGAAAAACUACGUGGCUGUUCAGGAUUGGUGGAGACACUGGAGAAGCUACGCAACAUCCCAUCUCAGUUUCUGCAAGAAGACAGCUUCAUGGCUGAGGUCCAUGAUGUGCCCAUCUCAGAGAGUGACCUGGAACGUGAAUGUAGAAUCCAGCUGGGAAAACUGUGCAAAACUCAGCCUAAAUUCCAGUACAGCUCAAAGCAGCGCCUUUCUGGUGCAAGGGCCAUCUUUGACGUUCAGCAACUGGAGGAUGCACAGAAUAAUAAGACAGAGAAGGAAAUUCACUCACAUACUUUCCACAUCCCCAAAAUCAAGGUAGACCCACCUCCAUCAUCCCCAGAGGAGCAGAAGAGGGCCACAGAGAUGCAAGGUCAGAAAAAAGAGCAGAAAAGGAAGAAGCCCGACACACGGGGAAAGACUUUCCAUGCCUUUGAGCAUCCCAGGGGUAGAAGGGAAAGAAAGCUAGAACCAGAAGCCUCAAAGUGCAAGUCGUCUUUUUACUUGGAGGCAUGAUUCUCACUCAGGGCAGAGAAGACAUGGAACUCUGGGACAACAUCAUGCAGCAUUUUCUCACUGCCCUGCUCUGGUUAAUGGAUGAAUUCAGGAGCUUCGACAUAGCCUGAGUUGAAGGCAAUCCUAAAUUUCUAGCAAAAAUGGGUUUCCUAAUUUAGGAGCUUCCUCUUUCCGAAGCCUUUACCUAUAACCCUGCUUGAACACACACACCCCCACUCAUUUUGGCAUAGUGUCAGAAGGAGUAUCCUUGAUAAUUUGGAAACAUGGUAGCUCUCAUUUAGCAACUGCCUUGGACAGAAAGCGGUGAUGAAAAAGUAAUUGUGUGGGAAUCUUUGCAGAAUCUGUAAAGCAAAGGAAAGCUGAAGUAAAAUUGUAAAA
Molecule: messenger RNA, 4478 nt
Organism: Crotalus tigris (Tiger rattlesnake)
Lineage: Eukaryota; Metazoa; Chordata; Lepidosauria; Squamata; Viperidae
Gene: TBC1D10C
Product: TBC1 domain family member 10C
Exons: 9
Coding region: 2661-4100 (479 amino acids)
Source: RefSeq, a predicted model, not a curated record